Molecule: messenger RNA, 1509 nt
Organism: Beta vulgaris subsp. vulgaris (sugar beet)
Lineage: Eukaryota; Viridiplantae; Streptophyta; Magnoliopsida; Caryophyllales; Amaranthaceae
Product: GDSL esterase/lipase At1g71250
Exons: 5
Coding region: 179-1354 (391 amino acids)
Molecular function (GO): hydrolase activity, acting on ester bonds
Source: RefSeq, a predicted model, not a curated record
AACAGCAUUACAUACGCCAUUUAUACGCAACAAUAAUCUUCCAAAUCACAGUUCUUAUAGAGCUUGGUCCUCGACUUCCCAACCUUAUCCCUUAGCUAACUGCCUAUAAAAUCCUCACCCGCCUUUGGUUUUGAUCACGUAAUUUCACCAGAAUAAGCUUAGCUGAGUAUCUCUUACCAUGAGUUUUAGUUCAACAAAGCAUUCCUUAAUAAAGAGUAGAGAUUAUUCUUCCCAUUUUCUACUCCAGAUAAGGGCAGUGAUGAAAUACCCCUACAUUGAAACAUUGUUUUUCAUGUUGCUUUUUGUUUCAUCAAAAGCUAAGUUACUACCUUCACAAGAAGACCUAAAUGUAUCUCCUGUUUCAGCUAUUUUUGCAUUCGGAGAUUCGAUAAUCGAUUCAGGAAACAAUAACUUCCUUGGUUCAGUUGCAAAAUCAAAUUACUGGCCUUAUGGUUGUGACUUUAACCAAGGUCCAACUGGAAGGUUUUGUAAUGGCAAGACAGUGAUUGACUUACUCGGAGAAAAGUUAGCCAUGCCAUAUCUUCCGCCAUUCGCAGAUCCCACUGCCAUCGGCGCAAGAAUUAUGGGAGGUAUCAACUAUGCUUCAGCCGGAGGUGGCAUCCUAGAUGAAACUGGUCGACAUUGGGGGGAUCGUUUUAGCUUAAGCCAGCAGGUAUUGAACUUCGAAAGAACUUUGGAUCAGUUAAGGAGCACGAUGACUGGAAGGAAUAUGACUCGAUAUCUCGAAAAAGCCAUUGCGUUUAUGUCAUUUGGUAGCAACGACUACAUUAAUAACUACCUUAUGUCUUCGUUGUAUGAUUCUAGCUUCACCUACAAACCUCCAGAGUUUGCCAAUCUUCUCCUCAAUCGUUAUGCUCGCCAGAUUUUGGCUUUAUACAAUGUAGGAUUGCGAAAGUUUUUCAUAGCAGGAAUAGCACCUAUUGGUUGCAUUCCAAAUCAGAGGGCAACAGGUCAAGCGCCUCCAGGAAGAUGUGUGGACUCAGUUAAUCAAAUGUUGGGCACGUUUAAUGAAGGCCUUCGAUCUCUCGUGGCGCAGCUUAAUGCUAAUCAUCCGGCUGGAAUCUUUGUUUACUAUAAUACAUAUUGCGUUCUGGGAGAUUUACUCAACAACCCUGCUGCUUAUGGAUUUUCGGUGAUUGAUAGGGCAUGUUGUGGAUUAGGACAAAUUACAUGCAUGCCAUCCGCAGUGCCUUGUCCGGAUAGGAAGCAGUAUUUGUUUUGGGAUGCCUAUCACACUACUGAAGCAGCCAACUCAAUACUUGCUCAACGUGCUUUCGUCGGACCUCCGACUGACUGCUACCCUAUUAAUUUUCAGCAGUUGGCUCUUAUUUGAUAAUCUUAUUCAGCAUUAGUGCAUUACUCAACAUAUGUUCUGUUUUUGGGGAAGGGAAGAAUUUCAACAUGUAUUUUGUUUCUUUUAUUUUGCUACCUAGAACUCUAAUGGCUGAAGAUUUACUUCGCUUGCAAUGAUACCAUUUUAUUAAUUAA